AUGGCAGGGACUGGGGUGACCUUGUUCAUCGCCCUGUAUGACUACGAGGCCCGAACAGAAGAUGACCUAACCUUCACCAAGGGCGAGAAGUUUCACAUCCUGAACAAUAGUGAAGGUGACUGGUGGGAGGCUCGGUCCCUCAGCUCCGGACAAACUGGCUACAUUCCCAGCAACUAUGUGGCUCCUGUGGAUUCCAUCCAGGCUGAAGAGUGGUACUUUGGAAAGAUUGGAAGAAAGGAUGCAGAGAGACAACUGCUGUCUCCAGAGAACCCACGGGGGGCCUUUCUCAUUCGAGAGAGCGAGACCACCAAAGGUGCCUACUCCUUGUCCAUCAGAGAUUGGGACCAGACCAAAGGCGAUCAUGUAAAGCAUUACAAGAUCCGCAAGCUGGACACCGGCGGUUACUACAUCACCACAAGAGCCCAGUUCGACUCCGUGCAGAAGCUGGUGGAGCACUAUAUGGAGGUGAACGACGGGCUGUGCCACCUGCUUACGACAGCCUGCACCACCAUGAAGCCUCAGACACUGGGCUUGGCCAAGGACGCCUGGGAGAUCAGCCGCGACUCCAUCACUCUGGAGCGCCGGCUGGGUACCGGCUGCUUCGGGGACGUGUGGCUGGGCACGUGGAACGGUAUCACCAAGGUGGCGGUGAAGACACUGAAGACGGGCACCAUGUCCCCGAAGGCCUUCUUGGAGGAGGCACAGAUCAUGAAGUUGUUGCGACACGACAAGCUGGUGCAGCUGUACGCGGUGGUGUCGGAGGAACCCAUCUACAUUGUGACUGAGUUCAUGUGCUAUGGUAGUUUGCUGGAAUUUCUCAAAGACCAGGAUGGCCAGGAUUUGAGGCUGCCUCAACUGGUGGACAUGGCAGCCCAGAUAGCAGAGGGCAUGGCCUACAUGGAGCGAAUGAACUACAUCCACCGUGACCUGAGGGCAGCCAAUAUCCUGGUCGGGGAGCGGCUGGUGUGCAAGAUCGCAGACUUUGGUCUGGCCCGCCUCAUUGAGGAUGAUGAGUACAACCCCCAGCAAGGAGCCAAGUUCCCCAUCAAGUGGACCGCCCCAGAGGCUGCCCUCUAUGGCAGAUUCACCAUCAAGUCAGACGUGUGGUCCUUUGGGAUCCUGCUCACUGAGCUCAUCACCAAGGGCCGAGUACCCUACCCAGGUAUGAAUAACCGGGAAGUAUUGGAGCAAGUGGAGCACGGCUACCACAUGUCGUGUCCCCCAGGCUGUCCAGUGUCCCUGUAUGAAGCCAUGCAGCAGACCUGGCGCCUGGACCCAGAGGAGAGGCCUACCUUCGAGUACCUGCAGUCUUUCCUGGAGGACUACUUCACCUCCACAGAACCCCAGUACCAGCCUGGCGAUCAGCCAUAG
Messenger RNA from Chrysochloris asiatica (Cape golden mole), 1371 nucleotides. It is a transcript of the gene FGR, whose product is annotated as feline Gardner-Rasheed sarcoma viral oncogene homolog. Gene Ontology annotation, molecular function: non-membrane spanning protein tyrosine kinase activity; signaling receptor binding; ATP binding. Lineage: Eukaryota; Metazoa; Chordata; Mammalia; Afrosoricida; Chrysochloridae. Bases 1 to 1371 code for a protein of 456 amino acids. Gene Ontology annotation, biological process: innate immune response; cell differentiation; protein phosphorylation. Gene Ontology annotation, cellular component: extrinsic component of cytoplasmic side of plasma membrane. The transcript has 10 exons. The record is from RefSeq and is a predicted model, not a curated record.